ACAUGAAAACGGUGUCCCCAUUACGUCAGAAUAGAAAACGGGAACUCGAUGUAAACAAACCCUAAAUUUAGAUAUCUCUUAUUUUCGCGAAUGAGACUGUCUUUAAAACACGCAUUCACUAUUUGUUAGACUGCGUAUAAGAGUCCAUGAACGGGAUUAAAGGUGUCAACAUCACUUAGUCUCAUCUGAGUUUCAUAACAAAGACUCAUAAACGUUUAUUGAUUGUGGCAAUGCGCACGGCGGGUCGCUAGCAGUGGCUCGCCCGCGCCGCCGAGCCUCAGAUCACCAUGGCAGCUGGUUGGGGGUGGGCGUUCAAACAUUUCGUGCUGUGUGUCCUGGUGUGUGCUGGCCAUGUGUUUGCGGGGCGCCGUGUUCCAGUUAGAGUUGAAGCCAUAUUCACAUCUGGAGACAGCCAUGGGUGGAAGGCCAAUGACGGGGCAGUGGUGGUGGCCGGCGAGGAGACUCAGUUGGAGCUGUGGGGCUCAGGACUGUCCAGGGGAGUGGAGGUUGGGCUGACGGCGGCGCAGGGGGUGCAAGGGACUCCGUGCCGGGCCCUUGUCACGCCCCCUCUUGCUCCUGACCCUGGCACUGCCACUCAUAACUACGCGUCGUACACCGUCCCGGCCAGCGACACCGAGCCCAUCCCCGUGGAGGUCGAGAUGGAGCUGUAUGUGUGUACACAGGAGCAACACCCGGUCAGCAGUAAAGGCCGCACUCGUCACGCCGGGGGAUGGGUUCACCAGGGACGCAACGGCCGCCUACUGCUGAAGGCCAACCCUCCACCCGUCCACAGGCUGAGCCUGCGAAGUAUAGACCUGCUCUCCUCGUCCGGCGGCCGGCCUGCCGCCCUCCCAAGCAUGGAGUCUUCCAGCACAGAUGAGGCCCCCGUGACGGACGCCUUCCUGGUGGAUGUAGCCGGUGCCGCGACGCUCACCACGCUGGCUGACGGUGAUGAACAGAACCUGAUAACCACGCCCGCCCCCAGCAUUGCCAGCCCUGACCGAGGUGAGGAAAUGGCGAGGGAACCAGGAGGCGCUCUGGCUCCUGGCAACAGUGAACGUUUUAAUAGUGAAGCAAAAACCUCCAAGGAUAGUGCGAUUGCGGUGAGGACCGCGGCGGAUGGUGCCGCCAAUGAUGCCGGAGUGCCUCAGGACGUGAUGCUUGGUGACGCGGCCGCCCCUCCCGCCGUGGCAGGCAGGACUCCUGAUAAGGAAGAUGCAAAUGCUAAAGAUCUUGAGAGUGAUGAUGUCAGAACUAGUGGUAGUGGUGAUUCAGUGUCAAUGGGAAUCGGAAUGGGGGAUCUGGCCGAUGAUACGAGGAAUCUCAUGAAGGAAGGGGUCUCUGGCUCCAGCCUGACGCAGCCCCGCUCCCCCGCGGCACCGCGCGCCAACGCCGCCAGGGACAGCAACGACCAGGACGCCACCGAGAGCAGCGCCGUUGAUAUGUCACAGAUCUCUAUCUCUGGUCUGAGGGUGGAGGAGCACGAGAAGGGCAUCUAUUACGAGGACUUGGCGGGGAGCGUGCUGGUCAACACGGAUGCGACGCUGCGGCUGUUUGGGCGGGGCCUCACUGUCGACUCCGAGGUGCUCUUCACGGCCUACCCGGCAGAGGCGGGGGACAUGUGUGGCUCACACCUCUCCAAGGCUUUCAAGGUGGAGGACAUCGGCGCCGGGUGGGCCACUGUGGUCGUUAAUCUGCCGCCCAUGAGUGCCGACCAGGACCGGUGGUACCUGUGUGUGCGCACCUCGGACCAGGACACGGCCUACCACCAAGGCAACGACCCUUGGCUCACCAUGUCCUCCUACAACCUCAUCCUUCCGCUCUGGCUGCAGGGCUGCUUCAUCGGGCUGCUGCUGGUGCUGUCCGGCCUCUUCUCGGGGCUGAACUUGGGCCUGAUGGCGCUCGAUAAGACGGAGCUGAAGAUCGUCUCCAACACGGGGUCGGCCGAGGAGCGUCGCUACGCCCGGGCCAUCGAGCCGGUGCGGCGCCACGGCAACUUCCUGCUGUGCACGCUGCUGCUUGGGAACGUGCUGGUCAACUCCACGCUCACCAUCCUUCUUGACGGGCUCUCCUCAGGACUCAUCGCCGUCGUCGGCUCCACCAUCGGCAUUGUCAUCUUUGGCGAGAUCAUCCCGCAAGCUAUCUGCUCGCGGCACGGCCUGGCCAUCGGGGCUCGAACUGUGUGGCUCGUGAGGGUGUUCAUGGUCCUCACGGGCCCAGCUGCUUACCCCAUCUCCAAGAUUCUCGACUUCGUUCUCGGGGAAGAGAUCGGCAACACCUACGACAGGGAGCGUCUCAUGGAGCUGAUCAAGGUGACGCACGACCGCAAUGACCUCAAGAUGGAAGAGCAAAACAUUAUCUGCGGCGCCCUUGAGCUGCACAAGAAGACCGUGGGCGAGGUGAUGACCAAGCUGGACGACGUGUAUAUGCUGUGCGUCGACAGGAACCUCGACUUCGACACCAUCAACGAGAUCAUGCAGCAAGGUUACUCUCGCGUUCCGGUGUACGAGGGGGAGCGGACCAACAUUAUGGCCGUGCUCUUCAUCAAGGACUUGGCCUACAUCGACCCCGACGACAACACACCUCUCAGGACCCUUUGCCAGUUUUACCAGAACCCUUGCAACUUCGUCUUCGUGGACACCACCCUCGAUGUCAUGUUCAAGGAGUUCAAAGAGGGCAACAAGGGCCACAUGGCGUUCGUGCAGCGGGUGAACAACGAGGGCGAGUGUGACCCUUUCUACGAGGUGCUUGGCCUGAUCACGCUCGAGGAUGUCAUUGAGGAGCUCAUUCAAGAGGAGAUCGUGGAUGAGACGGAUGUGUUCACGGACAACCGCACGAGGCGGCGCAGGGAGGCAACCGGGCGGCCGGACUUUACAGAGUUCUCCAACCCCACCAACCAGACCAACCACAAGCGUGUGCAGAUCUCCGCUCAGUUGCUGGUGGCAGCCCUGCAGUACCUCAGAACUUCUGUUGAGCCAUUCAAGGAAGGUCAGCUCUCUGAGUUGAUAGUGAAGAAGCUGCUGAAUCAAGAUGUCAUCCACACCAUCAAGCUGCGCAAUAAAGAAAAUCCUAAAGCUGAUUCCCAGUCAUACAUCUACACACAGGGUAAACCAGUUGACUAUUUUGUCUUGAUCCUGGAAGGCCACGUUGAGGUGACUAUAGGGAAAGAGAACCUCACCUUUGAGAGUGGUCCCUUCACCUACUUUGGCAUGGCUGCAGUGGCACAGAUCCAGUCUAUAGGUGAAUCUCCCUCCGCCUCCACUCAGCUCAGCAAAGGCAGCAUGCUGGGCAGUGUUCAGUCCCUGGAUGCAACCAAGUUUUCUUUCACUCCAGAUUACUCUGUUCGUGCAAUCACUGAGCAGGUGGUGUAUCUGAGGGUGCGACGGUCACACUACAUCGCUGCCAGACGUGCUUUCCUCCUGGAGCGGGCACAGAAAGAACCACACAGCGAUGAGCACUUUGAGAAAGAAAUUGCAAAGAUGCUGAUAGAGGAUGAUGGGCUAAGUUCACCGACCUGGGAGAGCACUCCCCUCACCACACCCCACGCCCGGGAGACUCCUGGAAUGGCAAAUGGUUCAACUGUGAAGGCUUGUGAUGCUGAUGAUAUACAGAUGACGUUCCACAACCUCCUGAACAACCCGCCUGUCUCACAGACACCUGAAGAUGCUCCUCCCAGCACCGGGGUGAAAAACUCCAUCUCUGUUCCGGGGACGCCUGUCAGCACUCACAACCAGCACUGCGUCAAGCCUAACAGCAGUGUCAUAGACUUGCAAGAUACAGCAACUUCAGCAAGCAGUAUUAACAUGAACCCAUCCUUGAGUGAAAAGGCUAAACCAGAAACCAAUAAUCUGAGUGCCAGUUCUGUUGAAGAUAAUGAUGAUCAGAAAGUGAUAGGACAAUCAGAUGUGAUGCCCAAUAUGAAUAGCCAUGUGAGCCUUGACUACAAACCCAGCAAUCUUGAUACUGAAGGUGUCUUACCCCCUAAGCGAGAGUCAUCUUUUUCCUGAGGUUUAGCUAAAGAAUGAUGUAUUUGAUUCUCAUAUUAUAUAUACACUACCAUAAUUUUUUAAUAUAUUAUAAAGAUUUUUAAGUAAAAGCUUAGGAUCAUGAAUUUUAGGUAUAGAUGACUCUGUACAUGUAUAUAGAGAUAGAAUACAAAUUUAAGCCAACAAGUAAGAUGCAUGGUUUCAUGAAUCAGUACACUAGCCAUUGUAGCUCAAUAUUCAUAUGAACCCUGGGGAUGGACGCCAUUUUUAGAAUUUUACGUCAAUUACUUAUGAACUUACUAAAAUAUCCAUUGAUAUGAACUUUUAUUUUUUUGUAGGAAGUUGAAACUUUAUGCAGCUGCAUACUUUUAAAUUGAUUGAAGGGUGGGGGGGGAAAGUUAUGGGCCCUCAGAUUGAUUGUGUUCUAAAAUGGAGAGAAAGAAAAAGUUAGUGGUGUUAGUUUUUAACAUUGUCUCCAUUUUAGUGGAUGAUGCAGUCAGUGCCGUCUCAUUGCUCUAAGUUUUAAUGUUUUACUGAAACCACAGGAAAUAUUCCAAAUUAGUAUUGCAACAAAAAUUGCAUUUUUUAUUAUAAUAAAACAAGGAUUAUGGUUCUAUUGGUGAGAUCAGGUUUACAGGUUUUAAAACGCUUGGUGCGUUGGUGUGUGAGUGGUUUCAAGACUUGAACCGAGAACAGAGAAGCACCACUUGUGAAGCAUCCUUUUUGCCUCUCCUACAUCAGGUUAACAAAUAUCAACAUAAACAUUUACUCUUGCAAAGUGGUCCUUUUAAAUUUCCAUAAACAUUUCCUUAUUGAUAAUAUUCACAAAUUUGAUAUAUAUACAUCAUAUUUGCUGUGAGAAAAGUUCAAUUCUUUUGUACAGGCACUUUUGUGUGAACAGUCACCAACACUAAGUGAUUUUGUAUGUUGAAGUAAUGUAACAUUGGUUGAUCCUUUCAAAUCUGCUGCUGUGAUAAAUACUUGUCAAGUUUUAAUGUAAAUGGACUACAGGUCAUACAAUCUACAUAUUUUUGGUAAUGGUUUGCAAGCUGCUAUUCCAUGAUCUUUAAGUGAAUUUCCCUUAUAAUGUUCUGCAUUCUUCAUUCUUGCCAGUCCAUGGUCGAGAGCAAUACUGAUGACUGCUGUAGUCAUUAAGGAAACUAUGAAACCUACUAAGCUGUUGUUCCUUGGUAUGUAUCAAAGAGUAGCCUCAUACAAUUAUGCAUAGGCUAUCACUUGGAAAUACAGUACACUGAACUCAGGGUUGGAAAUUAUUUUAGGGUGAAUUAAGACAUAUAGACUUUGCCAGCCAAUUAUCCUGACCACAGACAUUGCCUUGUUUUCUGGAGGAUCAUUUGAACCACCUCUGAGAUAAUGUUUCUAAUAGAAACUUCAUUAGUCAAAGGUUUUUAGUUCACGGAUAUCAGUCAUCCAUUUGAUGAAAAUUUUUGUAGAAAACAC
Eriocheir sinensis (Chinese mitten crab) is the source of this 5447-nucleotide messenger RNA. It is a transcript of the gene uex, whose product is annotated as unextended protein-like. Lineage: Eukaryota; Metazoa; Arthropoda; Malacostraca; Decapoda; Varunidae. The transcript has 16 exons. Gene Ontology annotation, biological process: magnesium ion homeostasis; transport. Gene Ontology annotation, cellular component: plasma membrane. The coding region runs from base 288 to 4007 and encodes 1239 amino acids. Gene Ontology annotation, molecular function: transmembrane transporter activity. The record is from RefSeq and is a predicted model, not a curated record.